GCGUGUGUCUUAAGGUGGAAGGUGGGUGGGUAAUUUUGUCAAAGAUGAGCUGGUCCCCCUCAACUGAACUGCCAGCCCAUGUCUAGCGGACCUUAGCAUCUGGAAUCUGGAUACUUCACAGUUGUCUCCCUUGCAGGGAAAUUGAGAUCACCAGGAUUCAUCCGCCAUUUUGGACCCUUUGCUGCUACUUGCCAGAAAGAGAAUCUGAAAUCCAUUUACACUGUGAUGAGAAUAGCUGAAAUCAGAAAGUGUUUCCCUUCAGAGGGAGCACAGGCUCCAGACGCGCAGGCUCAGUAGUUGUGGCUCACGGGCCUAGUUGCUCCGCGGCAUGUGGGAUCUUCCCAGACCAGGGCUCGAACCCGUGUCCCCUGCAUUGGCAGGCAGAUUCUCAACCACUGCGCCACCAGGGAAGGGAAGCCCCCGAGCAGCAGCUUUUUAAGUCCUUCAUCUACUGUGGCCCCCACUGCUGAGGAAAAGUGAUGGAUUUCCCAGUCUCCCUGGACUCCUACCAGCGAGUACGUCUUCCCAGCAGUCUCUUCUUCCUCACUCACCUCCUCCUCCUCCUUCAGCCCGGGGAGAUGCACUCAGAGGAGGUCAGGGUGGUAGGCCAUGGGGAGCCCAUUCUGGCACACGUCGGGGAUGAGGUGGAAUUCUCGUGCCACCUGUCGCCGUACCGGGACGCCGAGCGCAUGGAGAUCCUCUGGUUCCGGAGCCAGGCCUCAGACGUGGUGCACCUGUACCGGGAGCGGCAGGAGUUCUAUGGCCAGCAGAUGGCGCAGUUCCAGAACAGGACCGAACUCAUCACGGACGAGAUCGCUGAUGGCAGCGUGACCCUGAGGCUCCACCCCGUGGUCCCCGCUGACGAGGGUCCGUACGGGUGCCGCUUCGUCUCCAGCGACUUCACUGGGGAAGCGGUCUGGGAGCUGGAGGUGGCAGGGCUGGGCUCGGACCCUCACAUCUCCCUUGAGGGCUUCAAGCAGGGAGGCAUUCAGCUAAGGUGCAGCUCCAGUGGCUGGUACCCCAAGCCACAGUCUCAGUGGAGAGACCAUCAGGGACGAUGCCUGCCUCCAGAGACUGAAGUCAUCGUCAAGGAUGCCCAAGGCCUGUUCAGUCUGGAAACCUCUGUGGUCGUCCAAGGGGGGGCCCACAGCAACGUGUCCUGCUCCAUCCAGAACCCCCUCCUGGGCCAGAAGAAAGAGUUCGUGGUCCAGAUAGCAGACGUAUUUUUACCCGGAACCUCUCCCUGGAAGAGAGCUUUCCUCGGGACUCUGGUGGGAACGCUUCUCCUCCUGGCUCUCCUCCCGACGCUGGCGCUGUACUUCUUUCGGAAGCAACGGAGGUCCCAAGAAAAGCUGAAGAAGCAGGCGGAGAAGGACAAAGGGAACCUCACGGAAGAACUGGGGAAACUUCAAGUGGAGCUGGACUGGAGAAGGGCUGAAGGCCAGGCUGAGUGGAGAGCAGCCCAACAACAUGCAGUGGAUGUGACCCUGGAUCCUGGCUCCGCCCACCCCAGCCUGGAGGUCUCCGAGGAUGGCAAGAGCGUGUCCUCCCGCAGGAUGGCGCCAGGCUCAGCGGCGGGUGACCCCCAGCGGUUCUCCGGGCAGAUGUGCGUUCUAAGCCGGGAGCGCUUCUCCACGGGCCGCCACUACUGGGAGGUGCACGUGGGCCGCCGCAGCCGCUGGUUCCUAGGCGCGUGCCUGGCAGCGGUGCCGCGCGCAGGGCAGGCGCGCCUGAGCCCGGCGGGUGGCUACUGGGUGAUGGGACUGUGGAACGGCUGCGAGUACUUCGUGCUGGACCCGCACCGCGUCGCGCUCACCGUGCGCGUGCCACCCCGGUGCGUGGGCAUCUUGCUGGACUGCGAGGCGGGAAAGCUGUCCUUCUUCAACGUAUCCAAUGGCUCCCACAUCUUCACCUUCACGGACACCUUCUCUGGGACACUCUGCGCGUAUUUCAGGCCUAGAGCCCAUGACGGCAGCGAACACCCAGAUCCACUUACCAUCUGCCCAUUGCCAGUUAGAGAGAAACGCGUCCCCGAAGAGGAGGACAGUGACACCUGGUUACAACCCUAUGAGCCCUCGGACCCCGCCCUGGCCAUGUGGUGAGGCGCCCUCGUGGCCACAGGACUGGGUCCUGGGCGGCUUCCUGGAUACCCAGUCGGCGCUUUGCUCGCCCGCUUCCUCUAGACGGAACAAAUACACCGACCCCAGUGUAUGAACCAAAACGCCAACAAAGGCUUAAAAGGCUCAGUAUAGCAGAAAUGGGAAAAAGGGAGACCUUUGCCUAUGUAUCAAUAGAUGUGUAUGUGUACAUGUAUGAAUAUGAUUUUCUUUGAAAAAAAAAAAAAGGCAAUUCCAAAGCUUAUUUGUGCGUGUUGUAGGUUUGAGCUGAUGAGUAGAAAUAUAUUCAUGUUGCUGCUAGUCAGGGUAGUCACUGUGGAAGACAUGAAAGAAACUGGAAUGGGAGGAAAAGAGGAGAAACUUCACUGGAUAAAAUUAGAGGUAUCAGUUAACUUGUGUAUUUUAAUAGUUUUGUAUAUAUUUUCUAGCUCUAGAAAGAUCUAGAAACAAUGACACUUCGUAAGCAAUGAGUUCACCUAGGGCUCAGAUCCUAGUUUUCACUGUCAAUUCCCACUAAAAUGAACUUGGAGAAAUGGUGGGUUCCAGGGCUGGAGCAGAGAAAGUACAGGUAAAUCUGGAACAUCUUUUGCUGUAAUGUACAAACAUGCUCAAAAACUGACGGGGGGCUUUCCUGGUGGCACAGUGGUUAAGAAUCCACCUGCCAAUGCAGGGGACACGGUUUCAAGCCCUGGUCCGGGAAGAUCCCACGUGCCGCGGAGCAACUAAGCCAAUGUGCCACAACUACUGAGCCUGCAUGUCACAACUACUGAAGCCUGUGUGCCUAGAGCCCCUGCUCCACAACAAGAGAAGCCACCUCAAUGAGAAGCCCACGCACUGCAACAAAGAGUAGACCCCACUCACUGCAACUAGAGAAAGCCCACACACAGCAACGAAGACCCACUGCAGCCAAAAAUAAAUAAAUAAAUAAAAAUUUUUUAAAUGUCAAAAAACUGAUGGGAACAUAACAAAAAGACAUAGGAGCUAGGUCGAAGGGGCUCCACUGACCAAUCAUGGGACAAUUUGAACAUUAAAAUGAAUAAUGACAAGAAUUGCUCAACAAGGGGUUGAUCAAAGAAAAAAAUUCACUAAGUGUGCUGUCUCUUCAGCCAGAGAAAAGAAAUACAAAAACAACAACAGACGAAAAACAGAAGCGAUAGGAGAGAAUGAAAGAAUAUUUGUGAACUCAUGGUUUUUACUAUGUAAUAGAUGAAACACACAUAUGAUACAUAGAUGGAUAUAUAGAGAGAUAGAUUAGAUAGAUGAUAGAUAGAUAGGUAGUGUGUGCACAUACAUAUAGUUCCUAGCUCUGCCUGCCUUGAGGGCUUAGAAACAAUAACACCCCUGUACCAUUGAGCACACCUUGCACCAGAACUUAGUUUUUAGUACUAUUUACCACUGAAAGAAACCAAGGCUCCUUGGAGAAAUGGUGGACUCCAGGGCUGGGGCAGGGAAAAUAUAAGAAGGGUGUGAUGUUCUGAUUUAUACUAGGAAAUAUUUAUUUGGUCUUCAACCUAGAUUUUAGAACAGAGCUCUUAAACUCUUGGAAUUUCUAAGUGAUAAGAGUCAUAAGGGUGUCUUUGGAUAUUCAUAACAAGCCCCUUUCAACCACACCCGAGUUUAUGUUAAUGAGAUAACUUUUGGAAAGCCAGUAAGGAUGGGGCUGGUUGCCAGGGGAACCAACCGUGUGACCAAAGGGUUGUAACUAACUCCCGCCCACGCACCCCCUCCACCGCAGGGAGGGGAAAGGGGCUGGAGAGUGAGUUCAAUCAUCAAGGGCCAAUGAUUUAACCAGUCAUGCCUAUGUGAUGAAGCCUUUUUAUGAAACCCCAAAAGGACUGGGUUCAGUGAGCUUUCAGGUUGGUGAACACUUGGAGAUGCAGGCAGACAGGUGCUCAGAGAGAGCAAGGAAGCUCUGUGCCACUUCCCACAUACCUUCCUCUAUGCAUCUAUUCCAUCUGAUUCCUGAGCUAUAUCCUUUUUAUAAUAAACCUGUAAUCUAGUUAGUAAACUCUUCCUGAGUUCUGUGAGCUGCUCUAGCAAAUUAACAGAACCCAAGGCAGGGGUCUUGGGAAUCUCCAAUUUAUGGUGGGUGGGACAGAAACACAGGCAACCUGGAUUUGUAAUUGGUGUGAGAAGGGUGGGGGCAGUCUUAUAGGACUGAGCUCUUAACCUGUGUGAUCUGACACUAUCUCUAGGUAAAUAGUGUCAGAAUUGAUUUAAUAGCUUGAGGGUGUUGAAGAAACACAUAGCAGAAUGGGUCUAAACCAUCUUUUACCAGAAUGCAAGGAAGUCCUCAAAGAAUAGUGGGGAGAUGUCAAAUGGACAGAAAAGCCCACUUGAAGGGACACCCAAUAGCCAAAUUUGAACAUCAAAAGAAUUAAGAGAAGUUACAGAUUGAGAAAAAUGGAAUCCAAGAUUAUGUAUAUCUGUACUGAUACACAUCAAUGAACAAAUAAAUGGGGGAAGAAGAGAAAACUUUACCCUACAAAGAAGUCUCAAAGUAUCUCAACACAAAAUACUAAUUAUUUUAGAAGUACAAAACACUUAUCAACUUUGCAGUGGAGGGCUUCCCUGGUGGCGCAGUGGUUGAGAAUCUGCCUGCUAAUGCAGGGGACGCGGGUUCGAGCCCUGGUCUGGGAAGAUCCCACAUGCCGCGGAGCGGCUGGGCCCGUGAGCCACAACUACUGAGCCUGCGCGUCUGGAGCCUGUGCCCCGCAAUGGGAGGGGCCGCGAUAGUGAGAGGCCCGCGCACCGCGAUGAAGAGCGGUCCCUGCACCGCGAUGAAGAGUGGCCCCCACUUGCCGUAACUGGAGAAAGCCCUCGCACGAACCGAA
Balaenoptera acutorostrata (minke whale) is the source of this 4951-nucleotide messenger RNA. RefSeq names its product butyrophilin like 9 (gene BTNL9). The record is from RefSeq and is a predicted model, not a curated record. Lineage: Eukaryota; Metazoa; Chordata; Mammalia; Artiodactyla; Balaenopteridae. Gene Ontology annotation, cellular component: external side of plasma membrane. The transcript is spliced from 13 exons. The coding region runs from base 480 to 2102 and encodes 540 amino acids. Gene Ontology annotation, molecular function: signaling receptor binding. Gene Ontology annotation, biological process: regulation of cytokine production; T cell receptor signaling pathway.